AUGUCGAGCAGCAGCGAGUUUUGCUGCGCUACCAUCGCCUCCAACGACGGCUUCAAGGAGGCCGCUGCCAGCACUUCUGUGAUGCUGCAGUUCGAAGGUGUGUCGGUGCUUGCCGAUCCCAACAGCGACUUGGAGGCCGAGCUUCGACAGAUCAACCCUGCCUCGGACAACCCCGACCAGCAGCAUCUGAAAGUCGCUGAUCCUUCGCGGGUCUUCUUUCUCGGGAGCCAGAUCAUGCUGUUACCUCUGCGGCCGUUACAUCCUGGAACAUCGUACAACUUCACGCUUCCAGCCGGGGUCGUGCACCAUUUUGACCAGCCUUUCUCGUUCGUGUUCACGACUCGCCCAGAGGACCAUGUUGCCCCAAGCAUAGUGUGGACUUGGCCGAUGAUGUCAGUCUCCAAGCUCACCAUCGACAGGAUGCUCGUGCACCUCUACUUCUCCGAGGAGGUGAAACCUGGCAUGUCGAAGUUCGUGGUGAUGGAGGACGGUAACGAGAGGUUCCGAUUCGAUGUGUCGCAAGACCUCUGCGAGGAAGGUCUCUUCUUCCGUGGCUGCCUGCGGCUGGACCUUGCUGGAAGGCGGCUGUCUCUGCUUCCAGCCGGGCUCGACGAUCAAGGCUGGUCGGAUGCUUCCAUGGGCCGAUGCCGGAAGGAGAUUCGCAGAGACGUGAUUAGACUCGCGAUAGAUCAUCUCGGAAAUAAUCUGGUUGGUGAGCAAGCCACCAUGCGACUGCGAACUCAGGGCAGCGCUGACGAUGAGGAUUCCGAAUUGCGCCGAGCGGUGAGCUUCUUCCCCAAAGGCUGGGCGGGAGAUGUGGAUGGGGUAAGGUGGACGGAUAGGCACGUGUAUGGUGUGCAAGGAGGGCCGAGGCGUCCAGAGCAGGCUUUGAGGACGAUUAUUGCCAUCACUUCGACGGUUGGGAUGGUCUGCAACAUGCUGCCUGAGGUUCUGGUGCCCUGGCUCUUCUUCGUCGCAUCCUUCGGGCUGAUGGUUUCGAACCGAUCGCGAGCCGCUUUCCUCGCGGGCGAGUCUAUCGAAGUCGCCUUUGCGAACAUCGCCACGAUCUCCGACCUGGCAUACUGCGCGCUGCUGUCGGAUUCCAACUUGGUGGGCAAUUUAGCGUGCCUCAUCGUCGUUUACUAUGUGGUGUUGCCGGUCCGUGCAAUUGCUGGUGCCUGGUUGACUGUGGGCAUCCCCGUCCUCUACCUCGUCUUCACUGUGCCUAAGAGUGAGAAGGAUGGUGGUCUGGCACGAACACUUGGCGUCGCGAUCCGUUUGCUCAUCUGCUGCCUAGUGGGCUUGGUCGGCCGCUGCUACAUUGAGAUGGGCGAGAGGUCGGCCCUCUUACGGGUCCGCAAAGUGGAGGAGGACCUGACCCAAGAGAAGGUUCUUCGCUUUGCCGCCGAGCACGAGAAUGCGAAGGGACCCUUUUCCCACAAGGCCGAGGCUGAGGACUCUGGGGAGCCACAGCAGCCAAACACAGCUGCCGAACGCGAGAACCGCAGUCUCGUCGUUCCCAUCAACGACGCUGCUAGUGCAGUGGCUUCGAUGGCGAGCCGUCCUCUCAGCAGCAUCAUCUUCACCCCGUCCGAGUCGAGGGAAGUGCCGGUCGAGUUGCAGCUGUCGGCCAUCAAGGCCGUUGCUGCCGAAGAGAAAUGGCUCAUCUCCUGGUCCGACGUGACGUUCCAGUCCAACCUGCUUGGAAAGGGCGGAUACGCCAUGGUUGUGCAAGGCCAAUAUGCAGGUGCGCGUGUGGCAGUAAAGAUGCCCUCCAAGGAGCAGCUUUCCACGUCCAAAGAGGUUUCGGACUUCUUUGGCAAGGAGUUGAGGGUGCUUCGCCACCUUCGCCAUCCGUUCAUUGUGAACUUCUACGGCGCUUGUAUAGAGGACACCAAGCAGCUGGUGGUUCUCAUUGAGGAGUACAUUGACGGAUCAAGCCUACACGACAUGAUCCUCUUCCAGAAGGACAGGCGGUUUACCGAGCAGGUCAGGUGGCAGACUCUCAGCUCUGUCGGUCAUGCCCUGAUGUACUUGCACGAUCAGGGGCCAGCCAUCCUGCAUGGCGACCUGUCAGCCAAGAACAUCAUGAUGCGGGCCGACAGAUUGGAGCCGGUGCUCAUCGACUUCGGGAUGGCGGUGCUGCACAAGUCACGGCAGAAACUCCAGGGAGGCUCUCCACGCUGGAUGGCGCCGGAGCUGAUCAGCUCUCUGAGCCAGGGAGGCCUCGCACCAGACUGUAGCGUGGACGUCUUCGCCUUCGGCCGCGUCUGCUUCUUCGUCGCCACCGGGCAGUUGCCGCUGCAAGAAUACACGGUGGACGAGCUGAUGGCGGCCUCAGAGCAGGGGCAGCUGCCCCCAAUGAAGUGGCCCGUGCGGGGCCACAGCUUGGAGGACAGCAGUCUCAUCGCGUUCUGCAAGGAGGAGCUCUGCCCGCUCUGUGUAGCGACCAGCCCAACAGAUCGGUGCAGCUCUGCGCAGGCAGUCAACCUCCUUCAGCUGCAACGACCAGAGCCAAAGUUUGAUGCUCUCAGUGCCGUAGAGUUCGCUUUGGCGGCAGGAAGUCCGGAAGGCAUGCCCGUGAAAAAUGAGCGGAACACGCCUGGAACCAACUCCGAAGAUCAUGGACAGCAAGCAUCUGGCAAUGGUGGCGGGACAUACCACCUGCAAAUCGAAGAGGCAGCCUUCACGGAUGCCGUCACUGUGGGGGAACUCCAGAAGAACUUGCUGGCAGAGUCCGGCUUCCACUUCUCAGUGCACCCGGACACUGACGGUCCAGUGCUGGCAGAAUCAGAGCCAGCAAACAACUCCGGCGACAUCGAUCCCGCGAUGGAGUCCGUACUGCUGAUCUUCGACGAGCCAGUCAAGGUCGUGGACAGCGACUUCGGUGUUCGCAGCGCCGUGGUCCCACGGUUCGGAGCGCGGCCGCGCCUGGAAAUGCCACGAGGUGCCGUCGAUGUCAAUCCGGAGGUGGGAUUUGCUCCGUUGAUCUUCGACUUUGAUGUCGAGGCCCACUGCAUCCAGAGUCAACUGCUCCAUGCUCAGGCCGGGAGCGGCUUCUUCCAGAUCUACAUCUGGCACACUGAGAUUUCGGGUGAAAACGUGACUGUGGAGGCGGUGUUCAUAAAGGAGGAAGUCUUCUUCGUGGUGGCCUCAACAGCGGUGACCGCAGUGCAGCUCUGUCUCAUGCCGGCUGUCCGGAACAUGGUGAUGUUGGAUCCCUUCCCGCUGCCAUUGGCAGAAGGGGCCACCUUCUGGGUUGCCGCAAACCAGACUGCCGUGGUUGGAUCGAACGGCGUUUUGAUUGCUGAAGACUUCAACACUGUCAGCGAGGCAGUUUGGCAAGUGUUCCUCAUGCCCAUCUAA
This is a messenger RNA of Symbiodinium necroappetens, 3366 nucleotides long. The record is from the annotation of a GenBank genome assembly. NCBI's taxonomy places the organism in Eukaryota, Dinophyceae, Suessiales, Symbiodiniaceae.